Messenger RNA from Lachancea lanzarotensis, 1122 nucleotides. It is a transcript of the gene ARC1, whose product is annotated as LALA0S13e03290g1_1. The record is from RefSeq and is a predicted model, not a curated record. Lineage: Eukaryota; Fungi; Ascomycota; Saccharomycetes; Saccharomycetales; Saccharomycetaceae. Gene Ontology annotation, cellular component: methionyl glutamyl tRNA synthetase complex. Bases 1 to 1122 code for a protein of 373 amino acids. Gene Ontology annotation, molecular function: tRNA binding. The transcript has a single exon.
AUGUCUACUUUGAUUGAGAAAUUUAGAUCUCUUUCGCUUUCUAACGAGCUCAACAACGAGCAACUUGCGUUGGCUACGCAAUGGGAAUCUGUGGUGAAAUCCGGACAAAUUCAAAGUCACAUUGAAGAGCUUAACUUGCGCCUAAGAGACCAUUCGUUCAUUUUAGGGACUUUGACACCUACUGAAACCGAUGUCACUGUUUUCGAAUCAGUUUUUCCUAUUAUCAAGGAUCUUUUGGCUUCCUCGAAAGACGUCAAAGGUCACUAUGCUCAGUACAGACACAUCAUUAGAUGGAGUGCAUACCUACAAGAUUUAUUAGAGGUUUCUGAGGAAAGCAAGCUUUCCCUUAACUUCGACCUUGAAUUGCCCCGCGAAGUGAUUGAAAAGAAGAAGAAAGAGGACGUCAAGAAACCAGCUGGCGAUGAAUCCAAGCCGGUAAGCAAGUCUGAGGCGAAGGCUGAUGCUUCUAAGCAAGGUCCAAAGGGUAAGCCCGACGAGGAAACCUUGAAAAAACUCAGGGAAGAGGCUAAGGCCAAAAAAGCUGCCAAGAAAGCCCAGCAGUCUCAGCAAGCUCAACAGCAACAAGAACAACAACCUCAAAAGCCAAGACCUUCUGCUAUUGAUUUGCGUAUUGGUUUCAUCCAGAAGUGUAUAAAGCACCCAGAUGCAGACUCCUUAUAUGUGUCCACUAUCGACGUUGGCGACGAAGAGGGUCCCAGAACCGUGUGCUCCGGUUUGGUCAAGUAUUUCCCACUUGAAGCCAUGCAGGAACGCUACGUGGUUGCUGUCUGCAACUUGAAACCUGUGAACAUGAGAGGUAUCAAAUCCACAGCAAUGGUGUUGUGUGGUUCAGAUGAAAACAAUGUCGAAUUUGUUCAGCCACCACAGGGCAGCAAAGCCGGCGAAAAGGUCUUUUUCGAAGGUUUCGGCGAUGAAGAGCCUGCCAAGCAACUCAACCCUAAGAAAAAGAUUUGGGAACAACUACAGCCAAAUUUCUCUACCAAUUCUGAUUUAGAAGUUUUCUUCAAGGACGAAGAAGACAGCAACAAACCAAAGAAGUUGACCAAUGCCCGUAACGAGUCGUUUAAGGUCGCAUCCAUCGCAAACGCCAACGUGCGCUGA